AUGGCAGACAUGCCUCCUAGUCUAGGAGGAAGUAAACAGCCAUCGGACUUAACAGGAAGAGGCGCCGAAGAAAGGAUGGACAGAGACUGGACCAGCGUUUCAUUAAGGAAGUGUAAGAGAACAUCAGGAUCAGGUUCGAUCUCUCACUCCAUUUCUAGUGCAAGUAAUAGCAUCAGGGCGAGAACAUCAAAGAAACCCGACUAUACGGGAGCACCAUGCUCAAAAAUUAACGCGGCAAAUUUAAAUUCACACGUACCAUCAGUAUCGAACCCCGUCGUAUAUAACAUAGGCUCCGACGUCUACUCCGUCCGUGUUUCGUCUGUACAUGGCUAUCGUCAAAUUAUCUCUAGCCUAGAGAAGCAAUGUUUCGAGUACUACUUCUACAAGAACGAAGAGUCACUUCCUAUUAAGCUCGUAAUGAAAAACAUUUCUGUUCCUUUCCCUGAAGAUUCAGUAUUUGCUGAACUUAACGAAGAAGGGUCCAAUCAUACCGUCGAAAAUUGUAAUGCCACAGCAUGCAAGACUUGUAGCCAGAAACAUCACACUGUCCUCCAUCCGGAAAAUAAAAAUAAAAAAUGCUUCCAGACCAAUCACGCUAGCUUGCAUAACUCUUUACCGUCUCAAGUUUUAUUGUCGACUGCUAGGAUUAACAUCUUAGAUAACAAGGGAGUUCCUCAUGCGUAUAGGGCUCUGUUAGACAACGGGUCUCAGUUGCAUUUCAUGACUGAGAAACUAGCCGAGAAAUUAGGCCUGAAGCAACGGGAGAUUGAGAUUCCUCUCGGUGGAGUGAAUCAAAUGACCUCUAGUGUAAGCAAAAUAACAAGGACAACUAUCCAAUCCCGGUUAAACAAAUAUUCGACAGAUCUGACCUUCCUCAUAACGCCGGAGGUAAAUAGUCAGGCACCAAGCGAACCAUUGAAUAGGGUGGAGUUGAAAAUUCCUUCCAAUAUCCAUCUUGCCGAUCCGGAGUUUCACAGACCAUCAGAAAUCGACAUACUGAUCGGUGCUGAGAUAUUUCUGAAAUUGCUGUGUGUCGGACAAAUGUCUUUAGCUAACGGUAACGUAAUUAUUCAAAAAACUCAUUUCGGAUGGAUUCUGGGAGGAAAAACGCCUGGUGUAGCAGGUCCAAUUGCCGCCAAGUGCAAUUUAUCAUUCAAUUUAUUAAACAAGAAAAUUUGUGAAAUUUGGGAAAUUGAAACUGGACCUAACGAAAGAACUAAAUCUCACGAAGAAAACGCAUGCGAAAUUCACUUCCAAGCAAAUACGCGCCGCGAUUCCGCAACCGGCCGUUAUAUCGUGAAACUUCCGUUUAAGGAAGAUUCAAACGGACUCGGCGAGUCAUACUCUCAUGCACUCAAACGAUUUCACUCGCUAGAACGAUCGUUAGGUAGGAAUCCUGAAUUAAAAGAUAAAUAUGCCAUAAUUAAACAAUCUAGCUUAACAACAAAACUUGGAACCGUUUUUGACGCGUCAGCGAAAACAUCCAACGGGAAUUCUUUGAACGAUAUACUCAUGGUAGGUCCCAAUAUCCAGCAAGAGCUUUUCUCACUGCUGAUCCGAUUUAGAUCACAUAUAUUCGCAAUCACCGCCGACAUUGAGAAAAUGUAUCGGCAAAUACUGGUGAAUGAAAAUGAUCAAAAGUUUCAGAACAUUUUGUGGCAAGAAAAUUCUCAUCAACCUGUAAAAAUCUUCCGAUUAAAGACGGUCACCUAUGGUACGUCAUCUGCCUCGUUUUUAGCAAAUCGAACGUUGGUGCAACUUGCUGAUGAUGAAUGCGGAUCGUACUCAUGUGCUUCUGUCGCAUUACGAGAGGAUUUUUACAUGGAUGAUUUGAUAUCAGGCGCGAGAACAAUCGAAGAAGCUAAGCAAUUAAUUGCCGAAUUGAUGACGGUUACGCGCAAGGGUGGCAUGAAUUUAAGGAAAUGGGUUUCUAAUGUACCCGAGCUUAUCAGAUCAUUAUCUAAAGAUUUUAGUGACACUUAUUUUAGUCUAGACUUAGGCGAUACAACAAAGGCACUCGGUGUUUAUUGGAAUCCCAACCCCGACUCAUUUUUUUAUACUGUCAAGCAAUCAAGGUUAGAUGCGCCGGUAACGAAAAGGAACAUUUUAUCAGAAAUAGCUGAAUUAUUCGACCCGCUAGGCUUACUAGGUCCUGUUAUCUUAACACCGAAAAUCCUUAUGCAGAACUUGUGGCAAUUGAACAUCGGUUGGGACGAAUCGGUUCCCCCUGAAAUAGAAGAGUCCUGGUUGGAUCUCAAACAAAAUUUAGCGCUCCUCCGAGAAAUCGAAAUCAAUCGAAAAAUAGUCGUCGAUAAUUAUGUCUCGCUUCAAAUGCACGGUUAUUGUGAUGCCAGUGAAAAGGCAUUCGCGGCCUGUAUUUAUGUUAGAUCAUCUGACAAACGCGGAAUGUAUUUUACUCAAUUGGUAUGCUCGAAAUCUAGAGUCGCGCCAUUGAAAACGUUAUCUUUACCCCGCCUAGAACUCUGUGCUGCAGUUCUAUUAUCUAAAUUAUACUCAACUGUCUCUCAAGCCUUACGAAGACUUCAUAUCGAAAAGACCAUUUUUUGGUGCGAUUCUACCAUAACGUUACAUUGGAUAAAUAGUCCCCCUAAUACUUUGAAACCCUUCGUCGGAAAUCGAGUUGCGGAAAUCCAAUCGCUGACACAAUCUCUCGAAUGA
Belonocnema kinseyi is the source of this 2679-nucleotide messenger RNA. RefSeq lists its product as uncharacterized. The coding region runs from base 1 to 2679 and encodes 892 amino acids. Lineage: Eukaryota; Metazoa; Arthropoda; Insecta; Hymenoptera; Cynipidae. The transcript is spliced from 3 exons. The record is from RefSeq and is a predicted model, not a curated record.